CGCCAGUCCGAGCUCAACCGCCGUCCGAAGAGGACGCCUUUUCGGUCCACGAGCCGAAAGUCGAGCGUUGCCGCGCGGCGCGGUAUACUCGACAGGACGCGGAAAUAUUUCGUAAACGCGCGCGCGCUAGGACACGUGGUGAACGAUUAUUUUUCUCCUCGUCAACGCGAGUUCGCGAUUUCGGACGCUACUUUAUCGUUCAUUUUCACGCAAUAUACGCGAAUCGAACAAUAUUUAUCUAGUCUAAAAAUUAUUUAAAGAAACGAGACACGCGGAGGAAACGAAAGACAAUGAACGAAAGAGUGAGGGAAAAGGGAACAGAAAACUAGAGAAGGAAUGCGCGUCACGCUUUAUCGCUCGUAAGCUUCAUAAGUUUCGUGAGAAGACGCACAAGAGAGCUAGAAAUAAUAAAGAGGAAGAAAUAAAAAAGGGAGAGAGAUUAAAGAACAAGCGUAAGCGUGAAAUAAUACUUGUGAACAGAGAGAGCUUCGGAGCAUCUCUACGGGAGGUUCGCAGGAUCUAUUUACGUAUACUCACCCGAUAUACUUUGUGCUCUGGCGCUCUCUCGAUUCUCCCUCGACCACUCGUCAUCGCGUCUUCCCACAAGAAUCGUACACUGAUUGUAUAUAUGAUGGAUAUGAUAUCAAAUGAAUUGCUCGUCGCCAGUGGAUUGCCGAUUAACGCAUCCUAUUCUCAUUCGUCCAUUUACUCACCGCCUACAGAAGCAUCUCGAUCUAGGUCAGGUUACGAUUCUAGUAGUGGUGGAGAUUCUGACAACGAGUAUGGCAUGAUUAGUCAAAGCAAUCAAGUACAAAAUCAAGUACAAAAUCAAGUGCAAAAUCAGAUAUCCAUUUCAAGUCACGGACAAGGAAAACACAUAAAUAAAGGAAGAUGGACCAAAGAAGAAGACGCUUUAUUGAAGCAACUAGUAAGCAAUGCGGAACAACUUGGCACUAGUCUACGAUGGGACAUUAUAGCCAGUCGUUUCCCAGAUCGAAGCGAUGUUCAAUGCCAGCAGAGAUGGGCUAAAGUCGUGAAUCCGGAAUUGGUCAAGGGUCCAUGGACGAAAGAGGAGGAUGAGAAAGUGGUUGAACUCGUAGAGAAAUAUGGCCCGAAAAAAUGGACAUUGAUAGCGCGACAUCUUAAAGGCCGAAUUGGUAAACAAUGCCGGGAACGAUGGCACAAUCACUUGAAUCCGGAAAUAAAAAAAACCGCGUGGACUGAGAUUGAGGAUAAAGUAAUUGUCGAGGCUCAUCGUAAAUAUGGCAAUCAAUGGGCGAGGAUUGCCAAACUAUUGCCGGGCAGGACUGAUAAUGCGAUUAAAAAUCAUUGGAACAGCACAAUGAGAAGAAAGUAUGAAACCGAAGAAGGAAGAACUACAAUUAAAGGUAGGGGUAAGAGAAAAAAUACAGAAAAUAUCACUACCAUGAGAGAUCUAGAAGAUGGCCUUUGCGACUCAAGUCGGGUAAAAGUUGAUCCAAUUAAUAGCGAAGAUGUUUCACCACUAACAGCCAAUAGCACUUUGCAAACUAUCGAUAUUGAUCUGGAUUGGAUAAAAACUUUGGAACAACAACAUCUUGCAACGCCAGGAUAUCUAGAUACAAUGUUACUGUCAAACAGGUGUGCACGUGACAAUGAAAAACGCAUGCAGUCUCCAUCGAAGAAAGCCUCUUCUCGAACGAAAAUCGAGACAAUAUCAUCAUUCUCUAAAUAUUACAACUUAUCACAAGAAACGUCGAGGAGUUCGGAUAUAAAAUUAAUACCAAUGCCUGACUUAGAGGAGAUAUCCGAACACACAGAGAAGAAGAGCAGUCCACCUCCUAUAUUACGCAGACGCAAAAAUGCAGUGCAGAAUCUGCAGAGGAUAGAAGAUACUCCUGAUAGCGGAAAUCUAUCGGAUUACAAUAUAAUAGGCCAACAAACAUUAACGGGAAACACGACUCCUUCGACUCCUAUGAAGCCCCUUCCAUUCAGCCCCUCGCAAUUCUUGAACACUUCGCAUUUCUUGACUCUGAGUCCGGAAACAUCCUGGCCGCGCGCGAGUACUCCUAAAGGAAGCAGUCCUGGUCCACUUACGACUCCGCAACCUACCGGUUUCCGACGAAAUCAAAACGACGAUAACACACCGAGGACACCAACGCCAUUCAAAAUUGCUAUGGCCGAAGUUGAACGACGAACAGGGGCGGCACAGUUACCUGCUACUCCUAGUCGUUUGGAUGCUUUGACCGAGAUAAUCAAGCAGGAGACCGAUCGCGAGAGUCUGGCUAGCACGAGUACAAUUCUUCAGGAUUCGGGUUAUAACACAGUACGAAGACGCGGUAAAGAGAACAGUGCACCAGGAGGAAAACGAGCGCGCAAAGCCCUCUGUCAAGCUUGGGCGUCCCAGGACAAUUCCGAGAUGAGUUUUCUCGUGGAGACACCAAGUAAAAGUUUGAACGCCUCCAUGCUGUUCUCACCCGAAUCUAUGGCAUUGGAAGAUAGUUUCUUAACGGCAGGAACUAGUCCAGUAAAGACUCCUCACGACUUUUCAUCCGUACAACGGAAGCCGAAUGCCAAGAGAGCGAUCACGUUUGACGCGUUCGACAGUCCUUGUUGUAUCUUCAGCCCUCUGCCUCUUAGACCAAUAAAACGACCUAAGUUACAAUUGGAACCGCAGUGGACAACGGUGGCAUGCGGUCGCACGCGUGACCAGCUUGAGAUGACUCGUGCCGCCCGACGUUUUCUAAGCAGUCACGGAUUCCUGCCAUUACGUCCACGUUCUUUGAAUUUUUGAUUAAAAUAAAAGAAAUGAAAAAGCGAAAAAAACCACAAGUUACUCGGCUGCACUUGUGCUAUAAAAAAAAGAAACACAAAACUAGUCGUAGAGAAAGAGAUGUAAGACGUUUUCAUUCAAAGAAUCGGCUGUUAUCUCGAAUAAUCCACGUGCUAUAAAUUCAAGUUUAAUUAAGCAACUAAUUGAAUUGGUUGAACCUGAUGUGCGUGAAUUAUUAACUCUAAAGUGCGCGAGUGAAGUGGUUUUUUUCGUAAAAAAAAACGGCAGAAAUAAAUGUUUUUAUUAUUUACUUCAUACCCUCUUAGUUGUAAAUAAAAUUAUAAAAUUUAAGGAUAUGGAAGAAAAAAUAUGUAUAUUUCUCAUUUAGUGAUAAAUCUUUCAUGUCUAUGUAUCGGACAAUGAAAAGUAUAUAUCUCUUUUUUUCUCGCUUGUAUUCAAAUUUUAUAAUUUCAUUUACAGUUGUGCUAAUAGAUUUUGUUCCAUGAGAAAAUAGUCUGUGUUCUGUAUUUCAUAGUAAAGUAUAAGUAUUUUAACAUGGCAUAUAUA
Messenger RNA from Camponotus floridanus (Florida carpenter ant), 3319 nucleotides. RefSeq names its product myb protein (gene Myb). Gene Ontology annotation, molecular function: RNA polymerase II cis-regulatory region sequence-specific DNA binding; DNA-binding transcription factor activity, RNA polymerase II-specific. Gene Ontology annotation, cellular component: nucleus. Bases 629 to 2773 code for a protein of 714 amino acids. Gene Ontology annotation, biological process: regulation of DNA-templated transcription. The record is from RefSeq and is a predicted model, not a curated record. The transcript is spliced from 11 exons. Lineage: Eukaryota; Metazoa; Arthropoda; Insecta; Hymenoptera; Formicidae.